AUGGCGAGCGCUGGCGCUGUACUCCUGGAGGCCAGGCCUUUCAGGCCCUUCAAGUCCUCAGAGGAAUACCUUUAUGCUAUGAAAGAAGAUUUAGCCGAGUGGCUGACGGUUCUUUACCCCGAAUUAAGAAUCACUGCUGAUAAUUUUCUUGAUAGACUAGACACGGGUGUCGCCUUAUGCAGGGUAGUGUUGAACAGCGCCCUGUUAUCAGGGAGUGUCGAUAAGGGGCGAGAUAACACAGAAUAG
Molecule: messenger RNA, 246 nt
Organism: Arctia plantaginis
Lineage: Eukaryota; Metazoa; Arthropoda; Insecta; Lepidoptera; Erebidae
Source: the annotation of a GenBank genome assembly